This is a messenger RNA of Pygocentrus nattereri (red-bellied piranha), 2708 nucleotides long. RefSeq names its product ATPase H+ transporting V1 subunit B2 (gene atp6v1b2b). Gene Ontology annotation, cellular component: proton-transporting V-type ATPase, V1 domain. Gene Ontology annotation, biological process: ATP metabolic process; proton transmembrane transport. Gene Ontology annotation, molecular function: ATP binding; proton-transporting ATPase activity, rotational mechanism. The transcript is spliced from 14 exons. The record is from RefSeq and is a predicted model, not a curated record. Lineage: Eukaryota; Metazoa; Chordata; Actinopteri; Characiformes; Serrasalmidae. Bases 75 to 1607 code for a protein of 510 amino acids.
UGCGCAUGUGCAGCAGCGCCGCUGUCACGACCCGCAGGAGCUAACGGAGCUAAGCUAAGCUAAGCUAAGUAACCAUGAAGGCUCUUCGGGGAAUGGUCAGCGGGGCCGUGAGCGAAAUUUCCUCGGCUGUCAGCGGACACAAGCCCGUCGUCGCUGCCCGAGAACAUGCGCUAGCGGUCAGUCGUGACUACAUCUCUCAGCCGAGACUGACAUAUAAAACUGUGUCUGGUGUCAAUGGCCCACUGGUGAUUCUGGACCAAGUGAAGUUUCCCAGGUACGCUGAGAUUGUCCACCUCACCCUCCCUGAUGGCACUCAACGCAGCGGGCAGGUGUUGGAGGUCACCGGUUCCAAAGCUGUUGUCCAGGUAUUUGAGGGAACAUCAGGCAUCGAUGCCAAGAAGACGAGCUGUGAAUUUACAGGGGACAUUUUGCGUACACCAGUGUCCGAGGACAUGCUGGGCCGUGUGUUCAAUGGAUCUGGAAAGCCAAUCGACCGAGGCCCCGCUGUCUUGGCGGAGGAUUACUUGGACAUUAUGGGCCAACCCAUCAACCCACAGUGUCGUAUCUACCCAGAGGAGAUGAUCCAGACAGGCAUCUCUGCCAUCGAUGGCAUGAACAGCAUCGCCAGAGGCCAGAAAAUACCCAUUUUCUCUGCAGCUGGUCUACCACAUAACGAGAUCGCUGCACAGAUCUGUCGGCAGGCUGGUCUGGUGAAGAAGUCCAAAGAUGUGAUGGACUACAAUGAAGACAACUUUGCUAUUGUGUUUGCAGCCAUGGGGGUCAACAUGGAGACAGCUCGAUUUUUCAAGUCGGAUUUUGAGGAGAAUGGUUCUAUGGACAAUGUGUGCCUGUUCCUGAACCUAGCCAAUGACCCCACGAUUGAACGCAUCAUCACUCCACGCCUGGCACUUACUGCUGCUGAGUUCCUGGCCUAUCAGUGUGAGAAGCACGUUCUGGUCAUCCUGACGGACAUGAGCUCCUAUGCUGAGGCACUGAGAGAGGUGUCAGCAGCUAGAGAGGAGGUGCCUGGCCGUCGAGGCUUUCCUGGUUACAUGUACACUGAUCUGGCUACAAUCUAUGAGCGAGCUGGCCGCGUGGAGGGACGCAACGGCUCCAUCACUCAGAUCCCCAUCCUCACCAUGCCUAACGAUGAUAUCACACAUCCUAUUCCUGAUCUGACUGGCUACAUCACGGAGGGUCAGAUCUAUGUGGACAGACAGCUUCACAACAGACAGAUUUAUCCUCCUAUCAAUGUGCUGCCGUCUUUGUCUCGACUAAUGAAGUCUGCUAUUGGAGAGGGGAUGACACGCAAGGACCAUUCAGAUGUGUCCAACCAACUGUAUGCCUGCUAUGCUAUCGGAAAAGAUGUGCAGGCCAUGAAGGCUGUGGUCGGUGAAGAGGCCCUUACAGCUGAUGAUUUGCUGUACCUGGAGUUUCUGCAGAAGUUUGAGAAGAAUUUCAUAUCUCAGGGUGCAUAUGAAAACCGAAGUGUGUACGAAACCCUCGAUAUUGGCUGGCAGCUUAUGAGAAUCUUCCCCAAGGAGAUGCUGAAGAGGAUCCCUCAGAGCACACUGGCAGAGUUCUACCCUCGAGACUCCAAACACUAAGUUUCAUUCUUUAGUUCUCUCUCUCUCUCUCUCUCUCUCUCUCUCUCUCUCUCUCUCUCUCUCUCUCUCUCUCUCUCUCUCUCUCUCUCUCUCUCUCUCUCUCUCUCUCUCUCUCUCUCUCUCUCAUUCAUUGAUAUUGUGUACCCUACAUCACCUCUGCCUUCCAACAUCACUCUCAGAUGUCUUAUCAUACUCUGGACCUUGAGUCUUAGCAUCGUAUUUCAUGCUUCUAUUUUGCUGCUUUUUGGUCUUUGUACAUUAUCUAAUUGUUGCCAAACAGUCAUGUAUAUUUGUUGUGAAUAUUGUUGCUAUACUGCAGUAAGAUCUCUGUGCAGCCUUAUGUGUGAAAGAACAUUGUGAUUACAUAAAUAGUUUAUUAUAGAAACCUUUAGUCCCUUUGUGGACAGAGCAGUUUGCGCCACCAGUGAUUCAAUACGAUCUGCAGUGAAUGCUGGACCACUAUGACGCUGCAGUUGUCGUUUUAACGCUGGUGACGUAGCUGGUGGGGUUUAAAAGCUGUUUGCAUGUGACCUGAUAUUCCUGCCGGACAAAAGUGCGGCUCCACUUAAUGCUACAGGUGUUACCAAAUCUUCAAGUGUGCUAUUAUCUUGCUGUACGCUGUGAUUUAUAUGGAUUAUAUUGUAGAGAAGCCAUAUGAUUAGUAAUACUGGUGGCGCUGUAUACAUCUUCAAAAGGUUUAAACAUUCACUGAGCAAUAUCAGUUUAAGUUCUUGUUUUUUUUAUUUAUAAAACUAAAAACCUUUUUUAUUUUGAUGCCUUAUGUUCUGCUUAACUGCCCUUGUUCUCUGUAGUGAUUGGUUGGAUGUUGGCUGUUGUCUGACACUUUUAUGAGAGAGUUUUAUUGCAUACAUUGAAACCUUCUAUGUUACAAAGAGAGGAAUGUUUACUUAUUGGGUAAAAUCAGUAUUUAUUUGUUAUGUAUUAAUAUUUUUGUUGUUAUGUUCAUUUAUUUAUAUUCUGUGCCAUGGAUUUAGUGUGCCCACCUGCUCUUUUUUGUUGAAUGCAUGAUAUAUUGUGAAAUGUUUGUAGUCUAUCCAGUCUGUGGAAUAAAAUCUGGUCUUGUGCCAUUAUUGUUGCACA